Molecule: messenger RNA, 1395 nt
Organism: Lodderomyces beijingensis
Lineage: Eukaryota; Fungi; Ascomycota; Pichiomycetes; Serinales; Debaryomycetaceae
Source: the annotation of a GenBank genome assembly
AUGCCACGGAAGUUGGAUAAAGUGUCCCACUUGAUGCGUGGUCAAGUGGGGAUGUCCAUGAACGUUCAGAACUUGUUCAACCUUUACCGAAAGAAACCGCUCAGCUACCACGGCAAGACGCUAUAUCAGCAGAAAUGGGCAGCCAAAGCGGAAACGAGGGCGUACCACGGAGACCAGUUGAGAGAAAAGAGGUUCAAAAAGGUGUUGUUUGAGCCCGAGCUCAAGACCAACUCUCAGUUGGAUGCAUCUUUGAAAGGAGAAGAUGUCGCGCCGACUCCAAUCACUUUGCAAACGUAUGCUGUUCUCGAGAAGAGGUUGGAGUUUGCUUUGUUCAGGAGUAUGUUUGCUUCGUCGGUUAGACAGGCUCGUCAAUUCAUCCUUGGUGGCUAUGUCAAGGUCAACGGAGUUACGAUCAAGCAUCCUUCGUUCCCAUUACAGAGCGGAGACGUAUUUUCGGUUGAUCCCGAGCGUGUGCUCUUUGCCUUGGGAAGAACAAAGCCAAACUUGAAAAAGGCAAUCAGGGUGGAUAACCAGCAGAUUGCCGCUUGGAACGCUCAUGUUAAACUUGCAAAAGCCAAUCCGGAAGAGUUUUGGAAAAAGCAACAAAACAAGCUUGCCUCUUUGGACGACGUGGCCAAUCUCAAGUUGCAGGAGAGAGAACAGAGAAAAGAGCUGGUACGGGAUAAGGAAAUGAAAAAGAAGCAGAAUGAAACAACCAAAAACACGGUUUUGAAGGACAUUGUUCUUCUCGGCAAUGCCGCUGCUGCCGCUGCUGCUGAUGCGACUGCGUCUGGUGUCUCCGUUCACACAUUCGAAAAAUACGGGAAAAAUGCAGAUAGCAAGUGCCUCCAGGUUUACCAGAUGCUAUUGGAAAACAAAAGCCCGCUUUUGGAGGACGCUUCCGACGCAGCCAUCGACAAGUUUUUCGCCAAGGAUGUCGAAAGGACGCCAGACGAGACCAGGUCGGUGAGAAAAGUCAUCUCCAUAUUGAAAGAAUUGGAAAAGAGCGAAUGGGACAGGAUACGGGGCGCUCAAGACGAGUUUGUCGACAAAUUUUACCAUCCUUCUUUGAUUGAGAAGCUCACUCCAAAGCCAUUGUUGGAUGCAGAAAAGAUACUAGAGGACCCGUCGACUGCAAAAGUCGACUUGCAAUGGCAGAAAGGUCUCUUUGGCAGAAAAGACCCUUCAAAGUCAUACUUUACUCCAUGGACUCCACGACCAUUUCUCGGCGCGUUUGCCAUCUUGCCCUCCCACAUUGAGGUCUCGUUUGAUACCUGUCAUGCCGUGUAUUUGAGGGACCCCGUUGCCAGACCUGGCCACUCAGAAGUUAUAUCUCCUUUCCCCGACCAUGUGCAUGAAAGAGCUUACAUGUAUUAUAUCAAGAAAGGUGCUUAA